AUGGGUUGUGGAAAAGCAUCAAAAAAUAUAACAGCACCAGUUUCGAAUACAGUAACACCUGCUGCUUCAACAAACCAAGAAAACCAAGAAGUAAGGGUCGACACAAAUCCUGAUAAGCUUACUGUAAAACAUGAUGAAAAUAUAGAAGGCAUCAGCGCGAUUCUUGAACAAGCUGAAGCUUUGAAGAUCCACGAUGAAAUAUAUGAUCCAGUCGUCGACCAGCUAAUCCAGGAUUUAAAUCUUUAA
This is a messenger RNA of Blepharisma stoltei, 246 nucleotides long. NCBI's taxonomy places the organism in Eukaryota, Ciliophora, Heterotrichea, Heterotrichida, Blepharismidae. The record is from the annotation of a GenBank genome assembly.